AAUACACAGCAAAGUAUAUUAAACACAACUGAACUAUCUUGUAGCUUUUCUGAACCUGCUUUUACAAACUUCAGACGUAUUUAUGUAGUAAUGGAAAGUGGCCUUUGGAAUGUGUUAUUUAUAUACAUAAUCCCAAAUUGUAAAAUAUGUCAGUUAUUAUUUUAAAAUUACUGUUGCUUAAUUUAAAGUGAGCGUACCAUGAGUUUGUCAGUGAAAGACUUAACGUCUUUACUUGGGAUAUUAAAUGAAGAGAGCACUGAGGCUCAGAGUCUUGAAUCUCUGGCAUCACAAAUACACUUGUGCUUCAGCAAACAGGAUCAUUACAAAGUGGGAUGUGCUAUUAUCCUGCUUCUCCAGCAAACAGAUCUUCUCCCCAAGCCGACCCAGAGAUUGGCAGCCAUUACACUUCUUCAUGACUUGUACAGGGGAGAGUCAAUGGCUAUGAAUCCUUUUGCAACGGUGUUCAUUCACUUAUUGCAUCCUCCUGAAGAAACUAGCAGAGGUUCAACCCGCAAGCUUCAAUAUGCCGGUCAACUCCCUCGUCUCUCCACAGUAGAAAAGAACUUCCUAGCACAGCUUAUCACCAACCCAACAAAAGAGCUUCUGAAGAAAACCCCCAGUCAGAUUUUGAACAGUGACCUGGGAACAUUUCACGGUGUUGACAUCACAAGCAUUCAGCUGGCACUGGCGGAGAGACAGUCUGAGUUGCCCCACACUAGUCGGUCUGCUAUUCCUGUCAUUCUAUCAGACAAUGAAACAAGAUUUGGUUCAGUAAGUUUAUUUCCAGAGCAGAGUGUUGCAAAGAAAACAGCUGAAGCAUUGCUGGUUGGGCAGAAGCCAAUCACAGAACAGUGUUACAAGCCAGAGUUCGUGCGUCUUGUACCCCCCAUACACAGCUGUGAGGAUGAGUUGGUUUGGUUGAAUCCGACAGAACCGUCAGAACACAAGGCAGCAUAUGAUGUGACAAUGUGUGUAUCUAACUGUGAAGGGGUUGAGGCCAAAAGACUUAUGGCACGUGCUUUCAAGGGUGCCCUCACACUUCAGCAGCAGCAGCAUUUAUUGGCUGAACUGGAAAAUGACCCCAAACUAGUGUAUCACAUUGGCCUCACUCCAAGCAAGCUUCCAGACCUGGUUGAAAGCAAUCCUCUGAUUGCCAUCGAGGUGCUGCUGAAACUGAUGCAGUCCAGCCAAAUUACAGAGUACUUCAGUGUGCUUGUGAACAUGGAGAUGUCACUGCAUUCCAUGGAAGUGGUCAACAGGCUCACAACAACAGUUGAUCUUCCUACUGAAUUUGUACACCUGUAUAUUUCUAACUGCAUUUCAACCUGUGAAACCAUCAAGGAUCGUUACAUGCAGAAUCGAUUGGUCCGUCUGGUUUGCGUUUUUCUCCAGUCAUUAAUCCGUAACAAGAUUAUAAAUGUGCAGGAGCUGUUUAUUGAAGUUCAGGCCUUCUGCAUCGAGUUCAGUCGAAUUCGUGAGGCAGCUGCACUGUUCAGGCUGCUGAAACAGCUGGAAUCUGGAGAGGCAGGUGUCGUUGCCCCUGGACCAGCAAAGGGCAAGCCUGACUGUUGACAGUCCAGCAGUAAUUCUCACAAAAAAUGGGGAAUAAGGCAUGCUGCACAACUGGAAGACUCAAACUUGCUGAACCUGUCCAUUUCAUUUCUCCAGCAGUCGGGGAGCUCAAAGGCAGGUUCAACUAAUUCUGCCAUAGUUUGAUGUAGCUGAUGCUCUGAGCAAAGUUUUGUAGUAGGUAUAAUACAUAUUCUGUGUCUACAGCAUCUCUGAGGGUAUGUCAUCAAUUGACAGUUAAGGUUCAGAUCAUUACAUGUGAUUACAAAGUCACUACUUUUUAACAGUUGAUUAGAACCAAAGUCAGCAUAGUGGAGGUCUUGUUGAACACAUAUGACUCUUCCUCCAUCAGGCUGCCUACUGAAGGUAUGAUGUACCCUCAGAGAUGUUAGGGCAAAGUAUAUGUGCUUGCAUAACCAUUCUUAUGUUGCUAACUGUCAUUCAGUCACAAAACACUGUAGCAGCUCAGACAGUUCUGGGCUAAUAUGAUGCAAGUGUGGCAGUGCAGAUGCACACAGGAAACAACUUUAAACUUGUGUCCGACUACUCUGGUAUAUCUCUGAAGUUGUGUAAUCCGUCUCUUAAUGCUUCUUUUUGUGCACAGAAACUAUUUUAAUACAGUUACACUGUUUAUUGACAGGCACCUCUAGUUAUACUAAGGUAAAAGUAAUAUUUUUCUUUCUCAUAUACCUGAAUCUGAUGAUUCGGUUAUUUUACUUUACACUACAUAUGUAUAGAAUUUAAAAGGAAACAAGAUUAGUAGUGGAUGGAAUUGGGGUCAUAGGGAGGGGGUGACCAGCCGAACUACAAGGACACUGAGGUAGCGUGUGAAGUUUUCAUCUAAUAUGUGCCAAGGCCUCUUUCUUGUACUCUGUAUCUGUAAACAAUGCUUUAAGUGAACAUAUUUUAAAAAUAUACCAUUAUGAAAACUGUUUCAUCAACCUUCAAGGCAUAUGACUACUUACUAAAAUAAAUGGGCUGAUACAAAUAAUAGUAAAACUUUGUUGCUAGUCUUUGUUUGCUACAUGUAGAUUUUGGAAAUGCGGGAGAGUUUUAAAGUGCCAAAGAACAUGCUUAACCCUCCAUCCAAAGAUCUUUCAAGGUUUCAAGUUGUAAACUCGUGGCCUAAUACCCUAAUGAAGUGUGAUAUACUGAUGAUAAAUGUCACGCUGUACUCUGAGCUAGGCCACAUGUUAGACAACUCAGGAAUUAAGAUUCGAUUCAUGGCAGAUACAUGACGUUUUUCUCUACUCCACCAGCAUCAAGACUGGCUCUGGGGCCCACCUAGCCACCUAUCCAAUGGGUAUAGGGCCGAGAGGGUGAGGUUGUUUCCUCAGGGGUAAAAUGGCAGGGGCGUGAAGCUGAUCACUCACCUCCCUGUAGUGCUGAGAUUAACAAUGAUGGAGCUUACCUCCAUUCCACUCCAUUAUGUCUUCAUGGCAUGGUGUGUAAUUAGUUACACAUACGGACAACUUUACCUUUAUCUUAUAGCAUAUCUAUCAGCAUUGUGUGCUUACAUUAUAAAAAUACCCUGAAUGCCCAGAAAAU
Molecule: messenger RNA, 3117 nt
Organism: Cryptotermes secundus
Lineage: Eukaryota; Metazoa; Arthropoda; Insecta; Blattodea; Kalotermitidae
Gene: Not11
Product: CCR4-NOT transcription complex subunit 11
Exons: 11
Coding region: 199-1572 (457 amino acids)
Biological process (GO): negative regulation of translation; mRNA catabolic process
Cellular component (GO): CCR4-NOT complex
Source: RefSeq, a predicted model, not a curated record